Molecule: messenger RNA, 2569 nt
Organism: Megalopta genalis
Lineage: Eukaryota; Metazoa; Arthropoda; Insecta; Hymenoptera; Halictidae
Product: oxysterol-binding protein-related protein 2
Cellular component (GO): perinuclear endoplasmic reticulum; plasma membrane; cytosol
Molecular function (GO): sterol binding
Source: RefSeq, a predicted model, not a curated record
ACAAGAGGGUGCGCCAGAGCUCUCGGCACGCCCGCAUGCCCAACGUGUGGUCGCCGUGCGUCCAGCUGAUCAGAAGUCCGUGCAUCCGAUGCAAGCCUAUGGCGAUCGCCUAUGUUAAGUGAUCGAGGUGUUCCUUCGUAGCCGAUCCCUCUGUCAAUCCCUCCGCGGGCCGACGGGAACGUAAUCGCGAUGGCGCGGUGAUAAACGAGAGUGUGAUCGUUCGGCGAACGCGAGAGGACGUCUUUGUACGUUCACCCUAGCCCACCCCCACUUCUUUGAUCGCGACCGUGUCGGUUCUUUGUACUUGUUCUCUGCGCGUGUAGCAGCUUAGAUCCCGCUGGAGGCACGUCGACGAUGCGGCCCGUAAACCGCCGUCGUCCCGAUCGCCUUCGAUCCACCUAAUCGUCGGAUGUCGUUGAACGUCGUAGCAUCGUCGACAGAGGGUGGACCGCAAAACCCGACGAGCUGCAUUCCGCGACCGGGCCGCUUCCGAAACGGACAAAAGGCCGCUCGAUAAUCACCACAGAUCCGUAUAAUGGCCAACGACACGAUACACAGACGAUACAGUUACAAACGUGAAAGGAUCGUAGUAUUGCAAUACCUAUAACAACGUUACCAGUUCCUGGCCACUCAGAAGUGAAUAUCUGUUCAGCAUUAUCGCUGGGCAAGGAUCUAAGCAAAUUCACCAUGCCCGUCAUUUUCAAUGAACCGCUCUCGUUCCUUCAACGGGUCGCUGAGUACAUGGAGUACGCCAAAUUGCUCAAGCAAGCGGCUCAAGAGGAAACCCCCGUUGGAAGGUUACAGUACAUCGCUGCUUUCGCUGUCAGCGCUUUAGCGUCAAAUUGGGAGAGACUUGGCAAACCUUUCAAUCCCAUCCUGGGAGAGACGUACGAGCUAGAACGAGAGGACUUCCGGAUAGUUUGCGAGCAAGUGUCGCAUCAUCCGCCGGUGUCCGCUUUCCAUGCCGACAACGAGGAUUUCAUUUUCCACGGCAGCAUACACCCGAAACUAAAAUUCUGGGGCAAGUCCAUAGAAAUCCACCCAAAAGGCGUCGUCACAGUUGAACUUCCCAAAUGGAAGGAAGCGUACACUUGGCAGAACAUCAACUGUAUACUGCACAACGUGCUGGUGGGCCAACUUUGGAUGGAGCAGCUCGGCUUCCUCGAGAUCAAACAGAGCGGCGGAGCGAACCUGAAGGCGACUCUCUCUUUCAAGAGCAGCGGCUGCAACGGGAAGGACCUUCACCGUGUCGAAGGCUUCAUAACGGAUCAAGAUAAGAAGAAGCUUUUGUUCCUUUACGGAAAAUGGACGGAGAGGAUGAAGAUGUGCGAUCCGGUGUUGUACGAGGAAGCUCUGGAGAGGUUGAAACGGGAGGCGAAGAGUCCUCAGGGUAGUCCUGGCCACAAGAAAGUUCUAGCGAAGCUACACAGUCUCAAGGUCGGAGCUUUCAAGCCUUCCCAUCAGGAUGCAAUUGACGAUCCAUCAGCAAGCAUGGACGGAGAGGACACCCCAACGAUCGAUGAUAUCCCUGGAUCCACGACCCUCUGGGAAGCUGCUCCAAGGUUGCCCAAUAGUUCAGAGUAUUACCAGUUCACAUCGUUCGCGAUGUCGUUGAACGAAUUGCUACCGGAACUUGAAAAAGUGAUAUGUCCAACGGACUCCAGAUUGAGGCCGGAUAUCAGGAAAUUGGAAAAUGGAGAUCAGGAUGGCGCCGCGGCAGAGAAAACUCGGCUCGAGGAGAAGCAACGAGAUAUGCGUAAAAAUCGAAAGCACAAGAAAUGUCAGGAAUAUGUACCCAGGUGGUUCCGGUUAGACAUCAACCCUUACACGGGUCAAGAGGACUGGCUGUAUCAAGGAGGAUACUGGAACCGCGAUUACGCCAACAUCGACGACAUAUUUUAACAAACACGAAAAUCCUCCGUCAACCACCAGAAACACUAACAAUUGAACGAAGUGCGACGCAUGUCCUGGUGAGAAGGGUACACAAUUAUCGGUACACCGUGCAGGAUCCUAAGCUUUUUACUCCCCAGUAUCGGAUUUCGUUUGUCUCCUCUAUCAUUCGUCGUCGUUUCGGUCGAAACGAAGCCAUAUUUGUGUGCGAUUUCCAUUAUCGAAUUAUCGAGCAGACUUGAGGGCACGCGAGGAAAGCUGAGGGGAACUCUAAGAACCAUACGAUGGCGCACGAUGGAUCUCCAACUAUCAACCAGUCAAUUAUAUUGCAUUAAGAGCCAACGAUUACUCGUUUGACUUGCAAUGCGGCCUCUGAAAUAGUAUGGGACUGCGCGAUCACCUGUUCUUCUCUUUUCUACUCACGUGUGCGGGGUGCAGGCCUCAAGUUGGCUCGAUAAAUAUUAAAAUCUUGGGACUUCGAAGACGAGGUCCACGCGAGGCGCGAAACUUUCCGAUCGAUCCUCGACAUAUUAAUCUUCCGCGGACCGUGUGAGGUGAAAUUAACCCUAGCGGUUUUAAAGCUGCUUGUAGUAUUCUGUUUUGAAGUAUUCUGUUGCGAAGUACACGCGAGCGGCCUGGGUUUCUGUUACCAAUAAUAAGUUGUUUAUUUUAAAAAUAU